Rhinichthys klamathensis goyatoka is the source of this 2956-nucleotide messenger RNA. RefSeq names its product GA binding protein transcription factor subunit beta 2a (gene gabpb2a). Bases 158 to 1381 code for a protein of 407 amino acids. The transcript is spliced from 8 exons. Gene Ontology annotation, biological process: positive regulation of transcription by RNA polymerase II. The record is from RefSeq and is a predicted model, not a curated record. NCBI's taxonomy places the organism in Eukaryota, Metazoa, Chordata, Actinopteri, Cypriniformes, Leuciscidae. Gene Ontology annotation, molecular function: protein binding; transcription cis-regulatory region binding. Gene Ontology annotation, cellular component: nucleus.
CAGCUUCCCUUUUAUUUCCGGGGUUAAAGCAGCCGCCAUAUCUGAAUGCGCUUUAAACACAGACAUGUUUAUGUUGAGCCAGUUCAGAAAUACAGUACGGAGAACUAUAUAGUACUUUAAUAUCACCCAAUAGACGUCCGACAGACAGGCUAUAACGAUGUCGUUGGUGGAUUUGGGAAAGCGUCUCUUAGAAGCAGCUCGGAAUGGUCAUGAUGAUGAGGUCCGGACGCUGAUGGCCAACGGAGCCCCGUUCACCACUGACUGGCUUGGAACUUCUCCAUUACAUUUAGCAGCCCAACAUGGUCAUUACUCCACUGCUGAAGUCCUGCUGAGGGCGGGUGUCAGCAGAGAUGCCCGAACCAAAGUGGACAGGACCCCACUGCACAUGGCGGCUACAGAGGGCCAUGAGGUCAUUGUGGAUUUAUUAAUCAGGAGUGGUGCCGACAUCAAUGCCAAAGACAUGUUGAAGAUGACCGCUCUUCACUGGGCAGCCCAGCACGGCCAUCACAAUGUCGCAGAGCUGUUGGUCAAACAUGGUGCAGAUGUACAUGCCCUCAGCAAGUUUGACAAGUCCGCUUUUGAUAUCGCUAUCGACAUACAACACGCAGAACUUGUACACCUGUUACAGGAGGGAAUGCAGAAUCAGGUGAACAGGAAUGCUGAAGCGUCAAUCAUAAACGGCAGCUCCACCCCACAGUUCAUCAUUCAGGGCGUCCCAAACAUCCAAGGGGGAGUCGUCAACCUCUCUGACUUGAUCAAAGCCAGCUCAGGUGACACAGAGGAGGCCAUAGCUGUCAGUUCCUUGGACUCGAGUAUCCAACAAGUGGUGAAUGAAUCAGGUCAGAGGGUCAUAACCAUAUUAACAGAUCAACAUGGAAACCUGCAGACAAAUGGACUCGGCCAACCGUUCUUUGUCACAAUGCAGGAUGGACGACAAGUAUUGGCAGUUCCAGCCAAUCAAAUCACAGAGGAAGUGGUAGAAGACUCCGAACCUCCUGCUCGUAAAAGGAAAAUUGAAGUUUCAUCCAAUAAUGCAGAGACUGGUGAAACGGAGCAUCUCCAGUGGCAGUUACAGGAAGCUAACAGGAAAGCUCAAUCCUAUCGUCAGCAAUUGCUCCGCAAAGAGCAGGAAGCCGAGGGGUACCGCAUGAAACUGGAGGCCAUGUCUAACGGACAAACUAACGGCACCACAGGGCUGGACCAGGAGCACAUCGUGUUUGUGCAAGAAGAGGUCGGUAUCGAAGAAACAACGGAGGGAGAAGAGGAAGUUGUCAUGUUUUCAGAAGGUGGCGUAGUCAUCAAAACAGAAGAGAUCGAUUGUGUGGACGAGCAGAUCACUCUAGUGGAAGCCACAGCGGGUCACACGGAAGUCAUCUCUUAAAAGAGCACCCAAGAGCGUGAACUCAAUCCUCAAGCAACCAAAGAGUGCUUCAGCACGGUUUUGGUUUGGUUCAUUUUGAUUUUUCAGCAAUUAAGUCCUUUUUUUAAUUUAUUUCCUUGUUCUGUUUUGGUUAACGUUUCUUGCUUCAAAUGAAAGUUCACAAAGAAACAACCACAAUGUGCAUCAUAUGCACAGACAGACACACACACAGACAGACAGACACACACACACACACACACAUACACGACCAGGGAAGAUGAUUCUUUCUGGGAGUCUGUAUCUGCAGUGUCCUUAGAAGUGCUCAUCCAUCAAUUGUCCUAGAUGGGGUUCUUCAAACAGCUGGAAAAGGUUCACUCAGGAUGGAACUCUUUGCAAACUGCAUGUCUUUUGAGCUCCCCUAGAAAUGCAGCUGUCUUAUUCAGACAGUUUCAUCGCUUCUAAAAAUGAAAGAUUGAAAAUUCAUCUCAGAAUGCAGCAGUGGUUUGUGUUCUAUGCAUUGGUAAUAAAGUAAUGCACCAGUUUCAAGAAUUUUAUUUGUAGGCAAUCCGUUUUAUUUUUUUCUGUCGGACCAUUUAAAAAUCUGUAGGUCAAUUAAAAGUGCCUUGGUGUAUUUUUGGUCAUGUUUAGUUUUUAUUCAUACAUGAAUUAUUGCAUAUAUAGUAUUUGUUUAAAUGGGUAUAAAGCAUAAUUCCCAUUCAUUAACUCACAUUCCUUAUGUAACAUGUAUUUGUUUUCUCUGAAUAUGUAUAAUGUGGUUGCUGUUUUGUUUUAGUUACUUUGAACCUUAAGUUGAGAGCUCUUGUUCACAAUGAGUUAAAGGGAUAGUUCACCCAAAAAUGAAAAUUCUGUCAUUUACUCAACCUCAAGUUGUUCCAAACUUGUAUGGAUCUCUUUCUUCUACUGAACACAAAAGAUGUUACGAAGAAUAUAGGUAACCAAACAGUUUUUUCAUUACUAUGGAAGUCAAUCGGGUCCAUCAACUGUUUGGAGUGACUUGAGGGUGUCAGUAAAUGAUGACAGAAUUUUCAUUUUUGGGUGAACUAUCCCUUUAACAUCGCUUUCACAAAUGUAAAAAGUCUGAUUUCAAUAUCAGGGUUUUGUAUCUGUCUGGCUAGCCUUUAUAAUGUGUAAUGUUAUCUCCCUGAGCUAUGACAAAAUAAUCAGUGGGUUUUCAGGCACAGAAUAAUCUGAGAUAUUCAUAUGCAUUAGAUGGCAAGAACGUAUGUGACUAUUAAAUUGAAUCCAAUUUUGUGCUAUAUAACAAAAAAAUAGUAACAGACAUAAUUGUAGUAACCUCUGAAGAACUUUUCAAUUUUAACUAGUUUUGAUUGCUUCUCACAUAGGAAAUAUGUAAUUAUUUACUUUUUAAAAUAAUUUAAGUUUCUUUUUUUUAUGUAAAGACAUCACCGUCCUCACAUUGUAAAAAUUAACCACAGUAAUAUACUGGCACUACAAUUUAUGGACCUACUCUGGUGUUAAUGCAAAAUCUUGAUUUUAGAGUUUCUCCCACUUGUUAUAUGCUUAAAUGUAUAAAGCUUUUGACUUAUUUUUGAUUAAAAAUAUUGCAAAUAUCAA